Ctenopharyngodon idella (grass carp) is the source of this 2507-nucleotide messenger RNA. RefSeq lists its product as uncharacterized. The record is from RefSeq and is a predicted model, not a curated record. Bases 121 to 1923 code for a protein of 600 amino acids. The transcript is spliced from 10 exons. NCBI's taxonomy places the organism in Eukaryota, Metazoa, Chordata, Actinopteri, Cypriniformes, Xenocyprididae.
AGCACUUCAUGUUAAACAUGUAACCAGGAAAGAAACACUCAAAACUCAUCUGAACACACAUCGAGAGCUUCAGAAGGACUGAAUCUACUGACAACAGAGAUCAUUUAAUAAGAGAGAAGAAUGAAGAUCAUCUUGACUUUCACUCUGCUGAUGAUUCCUGGUGUCGUGAGCUCCAUCAGUGUGACAGGAUAUUCAGGAGGAGGAGUCACGAUCACAUGCAAAUAUGAUGAAGGAUAUACAGCAAAUAUAAAGUAUUUUUGUAAAGGACAGUGGAAAACAACAUGCUCUGACCUCAUCAAGACUGAUAUUAAAGAUAAAUGGGUUAAAACUGGAAGAUUCUCUCUGUAUGACGACACAAGAUCAGCAGUCUUCACUGUGACCAUCAGAAAUCUGAGUGAAGAGGAUUCUGGGAUGUACUACUGUGCAGCUGAUAUCUCUUUAGCUGAAGAUUUCUACACUGAAGUGAAUCUGAAGGUUAUACGAGGUCAACAAAUCAGAUCUGUGAAAGGAUAUAUUGGAGGAAACGUCAUUAUAAACUACAAAUAUGAGAUGAAACACAAGAACCAUGUGAAAUAUUUCUGUAAAACUGCAGCAGAUCAAUGUUUCACUGUAAUAAACUCUAACAGAGCAGCAGAAUGGAAACAGGACAGACGAUUCUCCGUUCAUGAUGACAGAUCUGCAGGUCUCUUACGUGUGUUUAUCAGAGAGCUGAAUGAGAACGACUCUGGAGAAUAUGAGAUUACAGUCAAAGUUUCUGAAGACUACAGUUUCUUCUCUGAGUUUAAUCUGGACAUCAGAGACGAUGGUUGUUGUGUGAAGAGCAUCAGUCUAUCAGCUGCUGCAGGAGCAUCUGUGAACAUCAGCUGCAAAUACCCACAAUCCCACAUUAGUGAUGUGAAGUUUCUCUGCUGGAGAUCUGGAGCUGAUCUCUGUGCUGAAGAGACGUCUGUGAAGGAGAGCAGAAGAUGGAGUCCUGAGGGAAAGAUCCAGCUGUAUGAUGACAGAGAAGAGCAGCUCCUGACGGGAAGCAUCAGUCAUGUGACUGAACAACAUUCAGAAUACUGGUGUGGAGUUCAGUCUGAUCAAGGACACAAGAGCUUCAUCACACGAGUCCUGAUCAGCGUUACAGAAACAUCAUCAUCAUCAUCAUCAUCAUCAUCAUCACUAUCAUCAUCAUCAUUAUCAUCAUCCUCACCUCCAUCAUCAUCAUCAAGAACAUAUUCACCAACAUCAUCAUCAUCAUUAUCAUCAUCCUCACCUCCAUCACCAUCAUCAAGAACAUCAUCAUCAUCAUCACUAUCAUCAUCCUCACCUCCAGCAUCAUCAUCAUCAUCUGCUUCUUCUUUCUCAUCAGUCAGACCUUCACCGUUCACAGGUUUAUUCCUCACAGCGCGUCUUCAACUCAGUGAAAAGAAGAGGAAUGAUGAAGAUGAUGCUUUGUUUAUCGAGGUGAUGGGAGCGUUUACAGGAUCUUCUCUGAUCGUUCCUCUGGUUCUGGUUCUUGUGGUUCUGAUCAUCGCUGGACUCUUAUUACUGUUUCUCUCUAAGAAGCAUCAGUCUCGAGCAGAUGGUGAUUCGUCAUCUCAGACUGGACCAGAAAAACAUGAAGUGGUUUCUCACGCUGGUUGUGAUUAUGAGGAGAUUAAAGACACUCUCAAAGAGUUACCCACAAACCCCUCUGAUUCUUUUGACACUGUUUAUGCCACUGCCCAAUUGCCCACAAACCCCUCUGUUUCCUCUAACUGUGUUUACGCUUCAGUUGAGAAAGCCACUGGAGACUCUCAGCGCUGCAUCACAUCUGCUGAGGAUCUGAAUUACGCAGUGGUGAAUUUCCACAAGGAAUCAGACUGUCCUGACAGUGUCAGUAUCAGGAAUAACCAGGAUUACAGUGAAUACGCUGCUGUCAAUCAUCUCACUGCUUGAUGAGCCACAGCAGAGAAUAUAAAUGAGCUGAAUGUUUUUAUCACCUUGUCUUUGGCGUUAAGUUUGUGUGUUUGGUGUUUUUUUUUGUUAGUCUUUAGAUAUGCUUCUUUGCUGUGUAUUUUAGUCAUUUGACUGUUGGCAUGAAGUCUGAUGAAUGUUUAAAUUACAGCACAGCGUUUUGUUCUGCAGAUGACACUGAAAGAAAUGAUCAGAAACUUCUGGUCAGAGUUUGAUGUAAAUAAAUACUGAAUAGUUCAGAGACAAAAGUGUGAAAUUAAAGCAGAAUAUGCAGCUGUGCUCAAUUUUAUGAACAAACUUUAGCAAAUACAGCAACUGUUGUUUUUUCUCAGUUCUCACUUUAACAGCCUGAUUUCUUAAAAAAAAAACAGAUGAGGUUGUGAUAUUGUUCUCAAAUGUGAUAUGCAUGGAUUAUGGAAAGAUGAAAUGCACAUAAAAGCACAACAUCUGAGCUUUUUGAGUGUCUGUUAUGAAGCCUGAAGUCUUUUCAGCUUUUAAUAAUAUUUAUUUCAGAACAUUGACUCUCCACUGAUGUAAUAAAACAUGAAGAUUUUGUUUCUGACAAA